Molecule: messenger RNA, 706 nt
Organism: Carassius auratus (goldfish)
Lineage: Eukaryota; Metazoa; Chordata; Actinopteri; Cypriniformes; Cyprinidae
Product: ladderlectin
Exons: 6
Coding region: 63-515 (150 amino acids)
Source: RefSeq, a predicted model, not a curated record
GGAACUUUACAAACUCUUCCUCUGAGACUUUGAAGGCAGCAAUCUGAAAACCAAGGUUCAUCAUGGAAAUCCUGAGAACUCUGCUUUUUCUUUGCAUUGUGUUCUCCAAUGCAGAGGGUAAUUUGGCUGAAAAAUGCCCUUAUGGAUGGAAAAAUUUUGGAGUCCGAUGCUUCAAGUUCUUCCCUCAGACGGUUAACAUGAUCACAGCAGAGAGAAACUGCCAAAGUCUUGACUCAAAUCUGGCAUCUGUGCAAAAUAAAAUGGAAAACGAUUUUCUGAUGAGUCUGUUGCCACCUUCUUCCACGAACUUUUGGAUUGGUGCUUAUGAUGCUAUACAAGAAGGACAGUGGCUGUGGACUGAUGGAACUCCAUAUGACUACACUUACUGGUGUUCUGGUGAACCUUCUGGCGGUGUUUCAGAAAACUGUGUGGUGAUUAACUGGAGGUCUAACGUUUGCUGGGUUGAUAUAUCCUGUGCGACUUCAGCGAGUUAUUUUUGUGCUAAAGACCUGUGAGAUCAUAUGCAGUCGUCCUGCUCCACAGUUACUUUGAUUGUACUACAUUUACUUUUUUUUGUAUCUCAUGUUUACAAAUUAAAAAAUAAAGCUAUUCUGAAAUUAAGCUUCAUUUAAAUUUCUUCUAAACUGUAAUUCUUCUCAAUACCUUCUCUGAAACUCUUGCAAUCACAUAAAUAAAAAUAAAUUAU